UUCUACAAACCAAUUGGCGGUACAGUUGCUCGUGCAGACACAAAUACGUGUUACGGUUAUAUACCUCCUUGUAGCUGCAGCACAGACCUUGUAGAUACAUGGCGACGGGCAUGAAGGCUGCAGUGAAGCAACCGGAGGAUGUCAAUGGCAGUGGCGGCGACGACGUCCCCUUCGACCCCUCCAUGUGGAGGGACUACUUCAUCACAUACACCGCUCCCCUCUCACAGGCAAGAACGGAGGAGUGGAUGAGGGCGCGGGCAGAGACGCUCACCGGGGAGGUGCGCCGCACGAUGUUGGACGUCGCCGGCGAUGCCAACGACGACUCGUCGGCGGCGGCGAUGUUGGUGGACACGCUCGAACGCCUCGGCUUGGACGGCCACUUCCGCCAGGAGAUCGGCGCGGCGAUGGGGCGUCUCUGUCGCGAGGUGGCCUCCGACAGAGACGACCUGCACACUGUUGCCCUUCGGUUUCGUCUGCUCAGGCAGCAUGGGCUACGGGUGUCUGCUGAUGUGUUCGACAAGUUCAGAGAGGGGUCAGGUGAUUUCAGCCCAAGCCUACGUAAUGACUCGAGGGGCUUGCUGAGCCUGUACAACGCUGCUCACACUGCAACACCUAACGAGGCCAGCCUAAACUAUGCCAUCGCCUUUGCCAGGCGUCACCUCGAGGCCAUGAAAGAUGAGCUUACACCACCAAUGGCGAAGCAAGUCUCUCGCGCCCUUGACAUCCCUCUCCCAAGGUUCCCAAGGAGACAUGAGACCAUGAAUUAUCUUGCUGAAUAUGAGAAGGAAGACGAACACAACAGCAUGUUGCUUGAGCUCGCGAGGCUGGACUUCGAUCUUGCUAGGUCUCUCCACCUCAAGGAGCUCAAGACCCUUUCCAUGUGGUGGAGAGAACUCUACGACAGCGUGAAGCUGAGCUAUGCUCGAGAUCGUCUAGUGGAGUCGUACUUAUGGAUCUGCGGUGUGUUCCACGAGGAGGACUACUCUCGUGCCAGGAUCAUGUUUGCAAAGUUUUUUGGAUUACUGUCACUGAUGGAUGAUACGUACGAUGUCCAUGCCACCCUGGAUGAGUGUUUUAAGCUCAAUGAAGCUAUACAGAGAUGGGAUGAGAGUGCGGUUUCUAUUCUACCAAAAUACUUGCGCGUGUUUUACAUCAAGCUGCUGAACAACUUUAACGAGUUGGAGGAUAGCCUGGAACCACACGAGAAGUACCGCAUAUCUUACACCAGAAAUGCAUUCAAGCUGUCGUCUGAAUAUUACCUCCGUGAGGCCAAAUGGUCGAACGAAAACUACGCACCGAGCUUCGCUGAGCAGCUAGAGGUGUCAUCCAUGUCGAGCUACCCGUUGCUGGCCCCAGCAAUGCUGAUGGGCGUCGGCGACGACGGCGUGGCAACGGCGGAGGCGUUCGAGUGGGCGGCCGCCGUCCCCGACAUGAUCAGCGCUAGCGGCGAGGUGGCCCGCUUCCUCAACGACAUCGCCUCCCACGUGGUGAGGAAGAGCAAGAAGGACGUGCCUAGCACGGUGGAGUGCUACAUGGCGGAGCACGGCAUGGACGGGGAGGCGGCCGUCGCGGCGGUGGCCGCGCUGGCGGAGCGCGCGUGGAGGACGAUCAACCGGGCGUUCCUGGAGAUGGACCCCUCGCUGCUGCCGGCGGCGCGGCUGAUCGUGAACCUGACCAAGAUGCUGGAGGUGAUAUACCUCGGCGGCGGCGAUGUCUACACCUUUGGUGACGGCCUCAAGGGCCUCAUCAGCAGCCUCUUCCUCAAACCCGCCAUUGUCUAUACACAAUGAUAUAUACUAGAGCAAUUUUACCAUCCUUAAAAAAACCAUACUAGCAGGUACCACUGUUUUCUUGGUAUUUAGAUUCGUAGUAUAUGUGCUGUCCAGUCGUGUACUAUGUGGCUAUAUUUUGGGACAGUGGAAUAAUUUAUAUGAUGUUGUUAGUCCAAGCGUGCAUGGCAUGCGUGUAGUUGUGGAACUGGAAAAAUUGGAGCGUGGGAUGGCACGUUCUAAAUCUCAUGCUCUUGUAAGUUGGUAGAUGCAGUAUAUAAGUAGCAGUAAGUAACCUGCAUCUUGUAUGUUUUUCACUUUAGUUCCCAAGAAAGAAAACCCCUAAAAACUGUCGCAAAA
Oryza brachyantha (malo sina) is the source of this 2129-nucleotide messenger RNA. Its product is annotated as eudesmanediol synthase-like. The transcript has 5 exons. The record is from RefSeq and is a predicted model, not a curated record. Lineage: Eukaryota; Viridiplantae; Streptophyta; Magnoliopsida; Poales; Poaceae. Gene Ontology annotation, molecular function: magnesium ion binding; terpene synthase activity. Gene Ontology annotation, biological process: diterpenoid biosynthetic process. The coding region runs from base 99 to 1790 and encodes 563 amino acids.